AUGAAUUUUCAUUGCAUUUAAAGUUAUUAAAGCUAAUGGCAUCAAGAUGCAGCCACUAGAAAAUAUAUUUUUUUCCGCUAUUUUAAUUUUAUGUUGCGCUUCUUUAAUAAAUUCUCGACCAUUGCCCUUCGAAGGAGCAGCACCAAUUGGCAGAAAACAUGAAAAUGGCGCAGAGAACAGACAGAAAACGCAACGUCAAGUGGUGCAACCAAAAUGGCUAACUAAUGUAAAUGGUCCGGAGUUAUUCACCGACGGCAUUGUGCGCAUAACUCCGCAGAAGUUAAAAGAAACCGCAGCGUUGCGCGAUGCCAUUCAAAAGGCAGUUAAAGAGGGACAUUUUGCGGUUGAUAUCUAUCAGGAUCAGCAGGUGCAGUUAGCACCGUUCAAUAGAGGAAGCGACCAACAAAAUGUACAACCUGUUCCCCAGCAGUCAUCAGCACCACAGUUCGUUCCAAUACCAUUAGCGCUCUUCAAUCCAACUCAAUGGACCUUCCAAUUGCCCACAAUGCCCGCUGGGCUACCCAUGAAUCAGGAGCAGCCCAAUCUGCUGCAACGAAUGUGGAAUGAUUUCCUGGUGAAUAAUCAUCGGAUGUUGGAACAAAUGUAGAUUAUAGCAGAAGCCGUGUAAAGUGGAAGUAAAUUGCACGGAAGUCAGUUGAAAAGUGCCUGGUUGCAUAUUUAUUUUUUAAAUGCAAUUUAUUUAAGUUUCUAUUAAUGGGCUGCGAAGUAAGGGAUCCGCAUAUUUGUAUGUAUAAGUGUGUUUUUUUGCUUAGCUCAUACAGUUGUACAAAAAUUAUAUACCUUACAUUGCACAGUAUUUUAGUUUUAAGCCUGGGAGAGUUGCGUGAAAAUAUUUUAAUUUAAUUGAAGUUGGGCACACAACCAAAGUUCUCUUAGUAGAUUUUAGAUAAUAUUUCGUUUACCUUUUCUCUUUUUUGGCUCUUGGAAUUCUACCUGAAAUCUAUGUACGAAUAUAUAUCCAAAAAUUGAAAAAUAAAAAAUUCUUUAUUCUCUC
This is a messenger RNA of Anastrepha ludens (Mexican fruit fly), 1015 nucleotides long. RefSeq lists its product as uncharacterized. Lineage: Eukaryota; Metazoa; Arthropoda; Insecta; Diptera; Tephritidae. The transcript has 4 exons. Bases 47 to 607 code for a protein of 186 amino acids. The record is from RefSeq and is a predicted model, not a curated record.